GUGGGAGGAAGGGGGUAGAGGUGAAGGGGUGUGGCCCCUGUCUGACCAUGUGUCCUGGUGACUCUCCCCCCACCCCCCGAGCAGGUGGACCGUGCGGGGCGGAUGAGUUUCUGCCGGCGCUCUCCUACGUGGUGGCGCAGUGCGACCUGCCGGAACUGGCCCUGGAGCUGGAGUACAUGAUGGAGCUUCUCGACCAGCCCGAGCUGAUGGGAGAAGGUGGAUACUAUCUCAUCAGCUUCUACACCAGUAUGUUCGAGCUGCAGAAUUAUCACCUCAAUCAGCCCGUGGUGGGGAUGAGCCACGAGAUUAGGCACUCUCUGAAACAGUGGCACAAGCGAAGGAAAACGUGUAAACCCUUGCCUUCCAUCAGUGACUUCCAGAACCUCCUCCGGGUGGCCUACGAGGACCCCAGCCACGGCUGCACAGCCAAGACGCUGGUGGUGCAGCCUACGGACACGGUGGCUGACCUUUGCCGGCUCUGCGCCGAGAAGUUCAACGUGUCCGAGCCCGCGACUCACGGCCUGUACCUGGUGGAGGACGACAGCUGCCGACCCCUGCCCUCCGACUCACACCCCCAGCUCAUCAAGGCCGAGUUGAGGAUCCAGGAGGGCCCCGGCCACCAAUACUGCUUCGUCUAUGGCCGCCUCCAGCAGAGCUCGCCUGCCCAGGCACACCGCCAGCUCCGACGGGACAACGCCUUUGACCUGGAGGAUGUCCCACCGCUCUGACAAGUGAAUCAG
Molecule: messenger RNA, 740 nt
Organism: Hypanus sabinus (Atlantic stingray)
Lineage: Eukaryota; Metazoa; Chordata; Chondrichthyes; Myliobatiformes; Dasyatidae
Product: ras and Rab interactor 2-like
Exons: 3
Coding region: 48-728 (226 amino acids)
Biological process (GO): signal transduction; vesicle-mediated transport
Cellular component (GO): cytosol; endocytic vesicle
Molecular function (GO): small GTPase binding; guanyl-nucleotide exchange factor activity
Source: RefSeq, a predicted model, not a curated record